AUGACCGAGAAAGCCUUCCGAAAGCUCUGCGACGUAGAUGGUAAGCUGGGACGAGAGGUCAUGCCGUUGCCACAUGAUCCGCACUUCAACCCCAAGGCCAAGGCGUGGGAAAAGAUGUCGGUCGCUCAGCGGCUGGACCAGAUCCGGCAUGAUGUCACCGAGGAUGAGAUCACCCUCCUUCAAGCUCGCCUGUCUUCGAUCUAUGGAGCUGAUAUGGACAAGGCUGGGUUUUUCGAUGUCCUGAGGUGGUGGGCGUUGGGGGGAUAUACCAUGGAUGGCCUCUACGAGACUGGAGACGAGUUCAAGCUUCCGACUGGGCAGUCGAGCUUCGCACGAUGCUUUUUUGAUGAAGCUCUCAAGACGCAAAAUCUUGCAUACUCGUUCAACACCGCUGCGGAGACUAUCGAAGACAAGGGCGAUCGGGUCAUUGUCAAUCAGCACUGGGAAGCGAAACGGCUGAUUUGCACUCUCCCGCUCAACCUGCUCGAACAUGUCCGUUUCGAGCCGCCUCUGAGCGCUGCCAAGAUGGCGGCGGCCACUCGUCCUGGAAACAUCAACCAUGGUGCAAAGGUCCAUCUUGAAGUCCAAGGCGACGCACUUCGAUCUUGGUCUUCUGCAUCCUUCCCGGUCACAAGGGCCUGCAGCGCAUUCGGAGACGGCACGACCGCCAGAGGAAACACGCACGUUGUCAGCUUCGGUGCCAACAAGUCAUUCCCAACCCCUGAAGAGGAUGCCAGAGACUAUGUAGCGGAUUGCAAGAGGCUGCACGACAUGGAUGUUAAGAAGACGAUCUGGCAUAAUUGGAGCACUGAUCCCUACUCGCGAGGCUCGUGGUGCAUGUAUCCGCCAAACUAUAGCUUUGAACACCUUUCCACGCUGCAGAAACGGCAAGGAAAGAUCUUAUUUGCAAACUCUGACUGGGCUAUGGGAUGGCGCGGAUACAUUGACGGGGCCAUCGAACGAGGCGGAUUGGCCGCCAAGGAGGUUUCUGAAGAAGUCUUCUCGUCCAAGAUUUAG
Messenger RNA from Clonostachys solani, 1017 nucleotides. NCBI's taxonomy places the organism in Eukaryota, Fungi, Ascomycota, Sordariomycetes, Hypocreales, Bionectriaceae. The record is from the annotation of a GenBank genome assembly.